AUGGGCGUCAUCGGGAUGCCUUCGUUUGAAGACUACUGGGCCAAUCAAACAAGAUGUGACGAGAUCGCCAAUGUGAUGCCUGUAAAACGGUUCAAGAAGCUCCGAAGGUUCAUCCAUUUUAUUGAUAACCUCCAGCCAGUUGAAACUGACAGAGCCUACCAGAUUAAACCUGUGCUUGAGCACAUUCGGAGCAAAUGCAAGGCCAAAGAGAGCGAAAAUCUCUUCUCCAUUGAUGAGAUGAUGAUCCCGUACAAGGGUAAAAAGGCGGGGAACCUGAGGCAGUACCUCCCCAAGAAACUUAAAAAGUGGGGCUUCAAACUGUUUGUACGUGCGGGUGUUUCUGGGAUGGUUCAUGACUUCAUUCUGUACACCGGCGCAACGACAUUCGAAGGUAUCAGACUUGCAGAAGAGGAUGAGGCGCUCCGUCUCGGCGCAAAGGUUGUGUUGCGCUUGUACGAGAGCGUUUCUCGUCCAAAUGAGAGCAUUGUCUACUUUGAUAAUUUCUUCACCUCGCUGGAACUGAUUUCACGACUGAAAGAAAGGUAUUCUUUGCACAGUCUCGGCACCAUUCGAAGCAACAGGCUUCGAGGCUGCUCCCUAAAGGAUGACAAGUCACUGCUGAAGGAGGGAAGAGGCAGCUUUGACUACAAGGUGGACAAUGUGGCAGGACUUGCAGUCGUGAAAUGGGCUGACAACAAGACUGUAAUACUUGCAAGCUCUUGUGUUUCACAAGACCCAGUGGAAACAGCGAACGGGUUCAACAAGAAGGAGCUUCAAAAGAUUCCAGUUUCUUGCCCACAAAUUGCGAAACAGUACAACAUUGACAUGGGCGGUGUUGACCUUGCAGACAUGUACGCAGCGCUUUAUCGCACCCCAUUCCGCACAAAUCGAUGGUACUUAGGCAUCUUCAGCCAGCUUCUCGAUAUAUCCCUGAACAAUGCUUGGCUACUACACCGACGACAGUCAAACCUCACUGGCGUGAAGGCAAUGCGACUGAAACAAUUUCGACUAGCUGUUUCAGAAGCUUUGAUGCAUGCAAGUUCCCCGAAAAGAGGGAGACGUUCUUCCACCCUCGAUGAAGAACCUGCGGCGCAGCGCCCAAGAAUGCAGACUACGGCAGCACCUGUCACCGAUGUCCGCUACGACGGUAGCGUCGUAGCGGACAUCAGCGACCUUUGCUGGAACGCAAAGGUCGCUGCAGGUACUGCCCAAGCGGCCAGACAUCAAUUGCCUGUGAAAAGCGCAAAGUUAGGCUUUGCAUAG
Ixodes scapularis (black-legged tick) is the source of this 1263-nucleotide messenger RNA. Its product is annotated as piggyBac transposable element-derived protein 3-like. The record is from RefSeq and is a predicted model, not a curated record. Lineage: Eukaryota; Metazoa; Arthropoda; Arachnida; Ixodida; Ixodidae. The transcript has a single exon. The coding region runs from base 1 to 1263 and encodes 420 amino acids.